UUUAUUUUCGUACGAAAUAAUUAUUUAUUUUCCAUUUGAUUUUUAGGGGUUUAAGGGAGGUUUUUCAAGCCGAAGAAACUCACAGAAGCAAAAAUGUUUGGGCGAAGAUUUAUCUCCUUCUUGCGUCGCACUUCAUCACCUUCGGGAAAAGUGGUGGUGGAGGAAGGGAAGGCAAAGACAUGGGGGCGAAGGAUAGUGUCAGGGACCUUGAUUUGCUUAACGGGAGGCGUUGCUCUAAGUGCUCUUGAUGAUCUCUCCAUAUAUCAUAGCUGUAGCAGCAAGGCGUUGGAAAGAGCCAGUAAGAACAAGCCGAUUAUAGAUGCUAUUGGGGAGCCCAUUGUUAGAGGCCCUUGGUAUAAUGCAUCACUAGCAGUAGCUCACCAAAGGCAAUCUGUAUCAUGCACAUUUCCCGUCUCUGGACCUCAAGGCACCGGAAUUUUUCAGCUGAAGGCAGUUCGUAAUGGAGAGGACAAAUGGUCAUCAUUUUUACGGCCAAGCGACUGGGAGAUACUCAUUAUGGAAGCUCUCGUCCAUGUCCCGGGGAAUGAAGAGAAGCAGCAAACGUUUAGGAUCAAGGUUUCAGAUGACCUACCUCCAUCAGCUAAUAACGCAUGCACAGAUUGCACAUCAUCUCAGGAAUCUUCGUGUAAUGUGGAUAAGAAAUGACCAAGUUUCGUUCUGCUAUGGCUUUGAGGGGCUUUUCUUUUGUCUCCAUACAAAUCAUUCACAUCAUAAGAAGUUUGUAUUUAGGACCCUUUGAAAUUUUCCCGUUCCAAGGUACCAAACCUAUGCUUGCAAGAAAUAGGGAUCUUGUUGAGCUAUAUAUUGAUUCAUUUAAAUGUUGAAGCUCUAUGAACAGUGUUAUUGUCAAAGUCGGAGAGGAAGAAGAACGCCAUCAUAGAGUAAACUUGAUCUGUAUUUGAUUUACUGGAAUGAGAAUGAAUAAGCUCAUCAUCAAAAUGUAGAUUUUGGCAAGAAAAGGCAAAUGUUUCUGCUUGGAUUUAAAUUCAAUUCUUGAUCUUUUUGUUUU
Molecule: messenger RNA, 1030 nt
Organism: Solanum dulcamara
Lineage: Eukaryota; Viridiplantae; Streptophyta; Magnoliopsida; Solanales; Solanaceae
Exons: 4
Coding region: 94-666 (190 amino acids)
Source: RefSeq, a predicted model, not a curated record